CACAACACUAAAUAAUCUAAUAGAAAUGAGAGAAAUCGUAUCAAUCAGCGUUGGUCAAUGUGGUAACCAAAUUGGUCAACAUUUCUGGGAAACCAUUCGUAAUGAACAUGGUUUAAAUGCCGAUGGUGAAUUCGUCGAAACUAAUCCAAUUUUAAAGGAAAACUUGGGUGUCUACUUCUCUGAAAGCCAAGGAAACCGUUACGUACCAAGAAGUGUCUUGGUUGAUUUAGAAUCAUCAGUUUUAGACACUGUUAAAUCAUCAAAGAGUGGUACAUUGUUCCGUCCAGAUAAUUUCAUUGCUUCUGAAGGUUCAGCUGGUAACAACUGGGCAAAGGGACAUUAUACUGAAGGUGCUGAAUUGGCUGACCAAAUUAUGGAUGUUUUGAGAAAGGAAGUUGAACAUUGUGAAUGUUUGCAAGGAUUCCAAUUGACUCACUCAUUGGGUGGUGGUACUGGUUCUGGUUUGGGUACUUUGUUGUUAUCUAAAUUGAAGGAAGAUUUCCCUGAUAGAAUGUUGGCUGCUUUCUCUGUUUUGCCAUCACCAAAAAUGUCUGAAACUGUUGUUGAACCAUACAAUGCUACUUUAAGUUUGCAUCAAUUGAUUGAAUCUGCUGAUGAAGUUUUCUGUUUGGACAAUGAAGCAUUGUUCGAUAUUUGUACUAGAACCUUAAAGUUACCACAACCAUCAUUUGCUGAUUUGAAUAAUUUGGUUGCUGGUGUCAUGUCUGGUGUUACUUCAAGCUUGAGAUUCCCAGGUCAAUUGAACUCUGAUUUGAGAAAGUUGGCUGUCAAUUUGAUUCCAUUCCCAAGAUUGCACUUCUUCGUUGUUGGUUCUGCUCCUUUGGCUGCUACUUCAUCUCAACAAUACUCUGCCUUGUCAAUUGCUGAAUUGACUUCACAAAUGUUCAAUAAGAAGAAUAUGAUGGCUGCUUGUGAUCCAUCUAUGGGUAAAUAUUUGGCUGCCAGUGCUACUUUCAGAGGUCUUAACUUGUCAACUAACGAAAUUGAUGAACAAAUGUUGGGAAUGCAAAGAAAGUAUUCUCAAAACUUUGUUGAAUGGAUUCCAAACAAUAUCAAGUCAUCUGUUUGUGAUGUUCCUCCAGUUGGUCAAAAGGUUUCUGGUACUUUCAUUGGUAACUCAACUGCUAUCCAAGAAGUUUUCAAGAGAAUUGGUACUCAAUUCCAACAAAUGUACAAGAGAAAGGCCUUCUUACACACUUACAUUGAUCAAGGUAUGGAUGAAAUGGAAUUCACUGAAGCUGAAUCCAACUUGACUGAUUUGGUUAAUGAAUAUCAACAAUACCAAGAUGCCACUGUCGAUGAUCAAGUUGAUGGUGAUAUUGAAGGUGAAACUGAACCACAAUAUGAAUAAGUGUAAUAAUUAUUACAUUCUUAUAAUUGUAUAAACUGACUCUGAGCAAUAAUAGCAACUAAUAGAACAUUCAUUGUCGUGUAGGCAAUGUUUAGUUCGACAACACCUAAUAAAUCAAAUAAUUAAAAUU
This is a messenger RNA of Naegleria gruberi, 1502 nucleotides long. RefSeq names its product beta-tubulin. Lineage: Eukaryota; Heterolobosea; Eutetramitea; Acrasida; Naegleriidae. The transcript has a single exon. The coding region runs from base 26 to 1372 and encodes 448 amino acids. The record is from RefSeq and is a predicted model, not a curated record. Gene Ontology annotation, molecular function: GTPase activity; GTP binding; structural constituent of cytoskeleton. Gene Ontology annotation, cellular component: microtubule; cytoplasm. Gene Ontology annotation, biological process: microtubule cytoskeleton organization; mitotic cell cycle.